AUGACUUCAUCCGUUGGCUUUGUGGAUGUCUUGCCGUUUCGGAGUCCUGCCCUGCCUUCUUUUUCGCUGUCAAAACAGACGUGCCAGAAAAGACCUUCGCGCUUGCAUAACCUGCGGAUUUACAUGGAUACAAUUAGGCCUCCCAUAGUCCGAAUCCCACCUGAACUUAAAUCCGUUCGCGUCCUUGGGCUGGGCAUGUCAGGCGUAGACAUCUUGGCCACAGUCGAUGGAUACCCAAAGCCCGACGAUAAGGUUCGCACGACUAGCGUCUCCGUACUCGGUGGAGGCAACACCGCGAACACACUGACGGCAGUGCGACGAUUGGGCAUGCCUUGUGCUCUCGUAUCGAAAGUGGGGAAAGAUAUGUAUGGUAGCGCCGCGAUUCAAGAAUUACAAGGUGAUGGCGUUGACACCAGUCUAGUUUUGGCGAAAGAAGGUGUCAACACCUCAUUCACAUACGUUAUUGUCGAUACCAAGAAUGAUACGAGAACGUGCAUCUCGACCGCGAGCAACGAAGAUCUAUUGGUAAGUGAAAUUGAUGAAUCCAUGUUGGACAACGCCUCCUUGGUCGUCCUCGAUGGUAGGCACACUUUGGCAGCUUUACAACUCGCAAAGUUUGCCAAAAACAGAGGUAUUCCGAUACUACUGGAUGUCGAACGUGAACGACCUUAUAUACGGGAUCUCCUUCCGUAUGCUGAUUACAUUGUCACGAACAGCGUCUAUCCUUUCGUAUUUUCCCCUGGUGCAACCGGAAAAGUCGAUGCGAUGGAAAUGCUUCUUGAGGCAUGCGAUGCCAAGAUGGUGAUCACCACUCUGGGAUCAUCGGGCAGCAUCAUGGUUCAACGGGAGAACGAUCGAGAGAAGGGUAACGGGUUUGACAUGAUCGUGCGAAGUACGGUAGUUCAAUCGCACAGGAACUCCAAAUCGUAUGAGGUGAUCAAAUGUCCAGCCCAGCCAGUUCAGAAGAUCGUAGAUUCGACGGGAGCUGGGGAUGCAUUCAUCGGAGGUGUCAUCUACGGAAUCGUGACCAACAUGUCUCAUGAACGAAUGCUUUGUCUUGCCUCCCGAGUAGCAGCCAAGAAGCUUGGUGAGAUCGGAGCCCGGGCGGGGCUCCCCAGGCGGGAAGACAUCGCGCCGACUCUUCUCGUCUCAAUCCCCAGUCUGUAACGUUAAGCAAAGCUUUCUUGGCAGUUCUUGGAAAGCUAUUUUAGAUUCCCUGUGACGCUGUGCACUUGUUCAACAUAGUGUCAACUUGGGAAUCUCGUGGUUUCAAGUGUCAUGUUAACAAUGAGCAGCAACACAUGCUAUUUUCGGCAUCUUACUGCAGUUGCGACUAUCACAACUGCAGUAGGGUGCCGAGAGCGACUACCAUUAUGAAGGAAAGGCCGGCGUGAUCGUCAUGCAUGCGUCGGUAUGUGCAGUACAGAGGCAUGUCGAUUUGACAGUGCAUGUUGGAAUCGGAGUAGCAGAUGACUUAAUGGCGUCGGCGAAAUCGCGCGAUCGUGGGGAUCGAAUCCUCACAUGUAGCUUGCGCCGUUAGGAUACCGCCAAACCCCGUCGUAUUUACAUGACCGCCCGACAUGCUGACGAUGUUCGCGACUGUAUUACAUCCUACACGCAUCUAAAAAGGCAAUCUCAAAAA
Chondrus crispus (carragheen) is the source of this 1642-nucleotide messenger RNA. RefSeq lists its product as hypothetical. Gene Ontology annotation, molecular function: kinase activity. The coding region runs from base 1 to 1167 and encodes 388 amino acids. Lineage: Eukaryota; Rhodophyta; Florideophyceae; Gigartinales; Gigartinaceae. The record is from RefSeq and is a predicted model, not a curated record. The transcript has 2 exons.